UUUGGGAGGUCCAAAUUCCCAACAGUCAUCUCUUCUUCAGUUACUGUUGUGGAGUUUUUAGAGUUCUCGUUGUGGUUGUUUUGGAUUCGAAUCAUGUGUUGAUUCUUUGUUGUUUGUUGUAUUUUUUAUUUUGAUUUUGCAUCGUUCAGUUUGAUCUCCCAGUUGUGUUCAUCAGUUCAUGGAUUUUCCAAUCGGUUAUUUGGCAGGGAAUCCUAACAUUGAACCGCUUUCUUGGGACAUACUACUCAAAAUAGCUAUUGGAGGAGCUCGCGGCCUGGCUUUCCUACACACUUCAGAAAAGAAAGUCAUAUGCAGAGAUUUUAAGGCCUCAAAUAUACUGCUUGAUGGGAACUACAAUGCAAAAAUCUUAGAUUUUGGCUUGGCAAAACUAGGACCUUCUGGUGGUGGCUCCCAUGUGACAACUAGGAUUAUGGGCACAUAUGGUUAUGCUGCUCCAGAAUAUAUAGCAACAGGUCAUUUGUACGUGAAGAGUGAUGUGUAUGGCUUCGGUGUGGUGCUGCUUGAAAUUCUAACAGGUUUACGGGCACUUGAUACGAAAAGGCCUGGUGGGCAGCAAAAUCUGGUUGAAUGGCUUAAGCCAUCUCUUUCUAAUAAAAGAAAGUUGAAAACCAUUAUGGACACAAGGAUGGAGGGCCAAUAUUCAUCAAAGGCAGUGUUAUAGCCAGCAGAACUCACUCUAAAAUGCCUAGCAUCGGAUCCAAAAGGCCGCCUUUCCAUUAAAGAAGUGGCGGCAGCUUUGGAAUGUAUUGAAGCAAUCAAGGGAAAGCCAAAGAAGUACAAAAUCAACUCUAAUGCUGCAGCUCAAGGCCAACACCAUAGUCAUCAUCAUUCUCCCUUUCAUGCUUGGCACCACGGUGCUGAAACUUGAUACAAACACAUAAAUAUUUACAUAAAGCAAUGUGAGAGGUCUGAAGAGGGAGACUGAACGGUAGUGAAAAUCUGAUAUAAACAGUGUAUGAACAGUGAGUAAACAGGAUAUAAACAGUAUGAUCUGACAUA
Molecule: messenger RNA, 1020 nt
Organism: Carya illinoinensis
Lineage: Eukaryota; Viridiplantae; Streptophyta; Magnoliopsida; Fagales; Juglandaceae
Product: probable serine/threonine-protein kinase PIX13
Exons: 4
Coding region: 179-682 (167 amino acids)
Biological process (GO): protein phosphorylation
Molecular function (GO): protein kinase activity; ATP binding
Source: RefSeq, a predicted model, not a curated record